AUGUCAAGGAUCGAUGGGUAUUCGUUGCAUGUACUGGGGUCAAAGGGUGUCGAGAGUGGUACCGGAUUCAACGCAUGGGUGGUUUGUCAGUUUGCCAAGGAUCCGUCUGUAGAACAUUUGCUGGCUAUCGGUGAUGAAAAUGGCUUUAUUCACUUCUUGGAUGCUCGAGAAGAUGUUAUAACAAAUUCAAUUUCUGCUGAUCGAAGUUGCGUAAUCGAUGUGUCAUUUGUUGCAAAUCGGCCGAACAAUUUAAUUUCAAUAUCUGGUCAUGCAAAGGUAACAUCAUGGGAUAUUGAGCGACAACUUGCGUUGCAGCAAUUUUUAGGUCAUGAAGGUUCCGUCCGCGCUCUUUCUGUAUCAGACGAUAAUCCUGAUCUUUUUGCAACAGGAGCUCGAGAUGGAACAAUUUGCAUAUGGGAUCAGCGAGAACCACAAGCUGCUGUUGUACGUCCUUUCAGUCUUCUCGAAAACACACAUCCUUUACUAGCCUCUAAACGUCAAAGUAUUGGGACAAAACGAAGAUCGCGUAUGUCAGUUUCGAUGAGUUCAAAAGGAAUCACUUCCUUAGUACAUUAUGGUGGAAAUACCCUAAUAUCUGCAUCUUCAUCUUUCAAAACAGGUAUUCGCUUUUGGGAUCUCCGUUAUCGUGGCAAAAAUAGUCCAUUUCGUAUCCUUGAAGAUCCAAAUAGUUCUUCAACUCGUGAUUUUGGUAUUGCUUCGAUAUGCCUUGAUCGCUUUAGCUCAUCACUUUUUGUUGCAUCCACAGACUUGAAAAUUUAUCAGUACAGCAUACAGGGAUUGAAUGACACACCAGUUGGAAUUUUACAAGGAGUGAAGCGAACGUCUUUCAAUACGUAUGAUUUUAGAAUUGCUGCAUCUCCAACUUCUGAUCAUGUAAUGUUUGGAGGUGGUGAUUGCUUCGCUGUUAUUUGGGAUUUACAGGAAAAAUAUUCCAAUUCUAACAAAGGCAAAUUGAAGCAUUUGCCUUAUCCGAAAUAUACUUUAGGUGGUCAUCGCUAUGAGGUUACUGUUGCAAGAUUCAGCAACUGUGGACAUUAUAUUGCUACGAUGGAUGAUUCGUAUUUGAAAAUUUGGAAAUGGAUUACGAAAAGCCCUGGAAAUCAAGACUUAUGUUCAAUUACAAUACAGGACCGUGUCGAGUUAUAUGAAUUACCUGAAACAGCUAUGGCUGAAAUGUCAAUGAAACAGUUGAAUGUGUCAGUUUCAGUUCCAAAGAAAAACACAGAACGUAGUCCCUUCAAGAGUCCAUUUAAAAGUCCGCUAAACCGGGUUGGUAUGGAAACGAAAAGUGGAAGUGGAUCACCUGUGAAAAAAAUGUUCAAAGCCACUGAAUCGAUGUCUCCACCACUAUGUGAUCUAACUAACAAAUCAAGCCAUGCUGCACGAAAACUUGAUUUUUCUGGAAUCGAAAUGAAAAAUCGAGUUCCAUGUGCUUUCUACUUUAAGUAUCCAACAAUGAAUUUGCCAGAUUUUGUCAAAGAAAAACUUGCAAUGUCGAACAUGAAUCCAGAGUUACAAGCGAAUAUAUUAAAUAAAGGAAGAAGUCCAGAACUGGAUGAAUAUUCAUCCAAUUCCGAUCGGCCAUCUAACUGUUCAUAUAUGAUUUCGCUGAAAGAACGUUUCGACCGUACAUCUCCUCGUAAAAUUCGCGUUAAACAAAGUUUACAUAAAUCACGUGAUCGUGUUCAUCGGCAGUCAACACCAAAAAUGGCAGCGAAAUCUCGCACUGAUUUACAAAACUCAAGACAUUUGCAGUCUCAAAAUUCUUCAACUGAUAUUCGUCAGUCAACACCAAAACCAAGAAAAAAGAGUGGGACACAGCUAACGCUCGAUCAGUAUUUCAGCAAAACACCACGAACUUAUUAA
Brugia pahangi is the source of this 1887-nucleotide messenger RNA. The record is from the annotation of a GenBank genome assembly. Lineage: Eukaryota; Metazoa; Nematoda; Chromadorea; Rhabditida; Onchocercidae.